Messenger RNA from Thunnus maccoyii (southern bluefin tuna), 2378 nucleotides. It is a transcript of the gene st3gal4, whose product is annotated as ST3 beta-galactoside alpha-2,3-sialyltransferase 4. The record is from RefSeq and is a predicted model, not a curated record. Gene Ontology annotation, biological process: glycolipid biosynthetic process. NCBI's taxonomy places the organism in Eukaryota, Metazoa, Chordata, Actinopteri, Scombriformes, Scombridae. The transcript is spliced from 12 exons. The coding region runs from base 395 to 1426 and encodes 343 amino acids. Gene Ontology annotation, molecular function: sialyltransferase activity.
GCCCUGCAGACUUCGUGCCAGUCAGACCAACAGUAAACUACCGUGUGUAUGGUUCUUGUUUCCGCUGAGUUGCUCAUAGACAUGAACUUUGAGACUCCAGUAUCAUCACUGCUUCUACCCGGGUGUGUGCGCUGCUGGCAGAUGCAUAUUUCUCUUUUUCCCAUGGAGUGAGUGUCACCAAAAGCAACGUGAACUUGGUAUCAACAUCAUUGUACGUACAGCACAACAGGCUCGCUGCGAGGAUUAAACCUCAUCUGUCGGGGCAGCACUGCUGGGACAAGCCCAGGUUAAUUACAUCUGAACCUUGGAUAUACUGUAGUCACUGGAAAUGAAAGAGGGAAAAGGAUGAUCUCAUGCAGUGUGUAGACAUGAGAGGACCAAGGAGCACGUGAAGAUGUCCCAGAAGGCAACUAAAACAUGGUGCUUUAGGCUUAUCCCAGUUCUCGUCUUCCUCAUCUCCUUUGUCACAUACUACUGUUGCUAUGUCAUACUUCAGAGCAACGGAGGCACCAGCAAGUCUCUUAACAGUAGCAAGUCGCUGUGUGGUGGCUGGCUUACUCAGAAGAAGUGGGAGAGCCUUGACUUUAACAUUAGCAGACGGACACAGCUCUUUCUGAAACUGGAGGAUUUCUUCUGGCAAGAGCAUCUGUCAAAGCUGGCAUUACCUUAUGGCAUUAAGGGCAGUGAGCUGCAACUACUGAAAGUUCUCGCUGUAGCUGCAAAUUAUCAGGUCCCAACCCAUAUUGAAAACCUUGAAUGCAGAACCUGUGUAGUCAUAGGCAAUGGCUUUGCCAUCAAAAACAGCUCCUUGGGAAGCAUUAUCAACAAAUAUGACGUGGUCAUUCGGUUGAAUGACGCACCAGUGAAGGGCUAUGAGGAGGAUGUGGGGAACAAGACCACCAUGAGGUUCUUCUACCCCGAGUCGGCCUCCUACAACCCCGGCCUGCACAACGAGCCCAGUACACUCAUGGUCCUGGUGCCUUUCAAACAGCAAGAUCUACGGUGGCUCAAAGAGAUCCUCUAUGAUGAGAAGAGGAUCAGGAAAGGCUUUUGGAAGCCCCCUCCCCAAAUCUGGUUGGGUGAUGUCAGUAAAAUCAGAGUGCUGGACCCCCACUUUCUGCACCAGACAGCAGAGAGACUCUUACGGAUCCCCCUGUACCCCAAAAAUAAAGAGAAUCCGGUACAUCCUACCACGGGUAUCCUUGCUGUGUUUGUUGCUCUCAACUACUGUGAUGUGGUCCACAUUGCUGGUUUUGGAUAUCCAACCUCAAAGACCCAAAGGCAGCCUAUCCACUACUAUGGAUAUGAAACCAUGAAAUCUAUGAAGAAUUCUUACCAUGAUGUCAAUCAUGAAGCUGAAGCCUUAAAAAGACUGGAGGAUUUAGGUGCCAUCUUGUACCUGCACAGACACACAUACAGUACAUAACACUGUUCCAGUUUGAUUUAAUCCAAAAAUGAUUUAACACCAAAUCUCAAUUGCAUUUGGUUUGGGUCAUCAGAUGUUAAUGUGCCUUCUGCAGUGGGAUUCAAGACAUUUUGCUGGUACUUUGACUCAUCGUUUGGUGACACGACUGGCACCUAUCUAGCUGUGAAGAGCGUUUACCUCCCUGGCACCUUAUGUUUUGUUGAACUGAGAGGCAUAAAAAGUGUUUUUAACUGCUAUUUUAACAAUGUUCCAUUGAUUUAUGAAGUGGUAUGAUGUUUUUAUAAUGUGGCUCUGCAUUUUGCGUCACUUUUGGGGGUUUGUAUCUUUUGUGUAUCACAACUUUCAAAGUCAAUUUGCAGUACAUCAACAAUUCACGUGGUGACUCAGAUAUCUGUUUGUUGCCGCUCCAACCUAGCUAGUUAAGUCUGAUUACGUCAGAUCUUUUAUAAUUGCAAUGCUUUGAUGUUGUUUUUAGGACCAUGUAAUGGCACAGGCUUAUACAUCGUAUGAGCAUUUCAAAUCUACAGCUGAAAUGGGAGUUCUUUUGUCCAGAGAUUUUAUGCUUAUCGGUGAGCUGCAAAUCUAAUCAGUCUGGAUUAUUUCUUAUACACUCAUCAUGAUAUGAGUCUCAUUUUCAAUUUUAUUAAGUCAGAUAUUUUGUUUUCAAUGAGAGGGUUGUUAGGAUUUAUGGGGCAUGUUUUAACUACAUUUUAAAUGUACAUUUUAAUUCAUGUGAAACAAAAAUGAACUGAUCACAAACCUUCACGCUGUUACUUCUUGGACUGGAAAUACUACUUGUAUUUUGCUCAUUUGUAAGAUUUUUAAUUACAUCUCCCAAACAGUUGUAUCUGUUUUUUAAUUUAUUCUUUUUUUUCACAAACAUUGCCAUUUAAUGGUACCACUGGAUAUUUUUUAUUGCACAGAUUAAAAUAAAUUUUUAAUUAAAAAGAAA